Messenger RNA from Lactuca virosa, 1996 nucleotides. NCBI's taxonomy places the organism in Eukaryota, Viridiplantae, Streptophyta, Magnoliopsida, Asterales, Asteraceae. The record is from the annotation of a GenBank genome assembly.
UUCUGAGCUAGAGAACAUUAUAGCGAGCUGAAUAGAGACCUUCGAAGGUCCAUCAAUGGCGGAAAUCUCUGAAACCAUGGGAACUGAAUUGUCGCCAUCAGAAGAAGAUAGAAAGGAGAACUCGGAGACAUUGAUAUUCGACCAUAAAACCAUGCGAAAGACAAAACCUGGAUUGAAGCGUCUGGCACUAACCCUAUCUGUUUUCUUCUCCUUCCUGUUGGGUUUACCAUGGUUGCUUAAAUCGAUAGAGAUCUAUCGAUCACCACUUCCGUUUCGCGAUAUAGUAUCACUAUCAAACGCAAUUGAUUCAAAACCGUUCUUAUAUCCGUGUAAAUUCCACGUAGUGUUCGUAAAUCUCGAUCACAGUACUCCAGUUAAGUCAAACGCUGAAAAGUUAGGGUUUUUGGUUACCAAUCACAUGUUACGAUUUGCUGAUCGGAAUUCCGUUUGUGGUACUUGUGAAAACAAUUACACAGUCUCAAUGAGCUUAGACUCCGGCAAUGAUUGUGUAGAAUAUGGCGACGUUGAUCAAGAGAGGGCAUGGAGAUGUGGAGCACUAAGCAAGUUGAAUCAUGAUGAGACCUUGAAGAACGAAGACAAUUUUGAUGAUUAUUUGGAAUCUGUUGUAGGAAGGAACAGGGUUUACACUGUUGUAGUUGUGAACACUGGUGAAGGGGAUAGGAUUAGAUCAGUGGUGGGGAAGUAUCGACAUGCUUGGAUUGUAGGUAGGGUUUCAGAGAUGAAUGUGCUCGCAGAGAAAGUAGCUGAAAUUUUCAUCAAGAUAUUUGUGAAUGGUCUGAAAGAAGAAGAGAGUAUCCAAGGGGAGUUUAUGCCUGCUGGUGCUGAUGGGAAAAUCGUGCUUUCUUUCAAUUUGUUGAAUGCUGAUCCAAGCGAUUGGAUUUAUGAUUGGGAUUUUCAGGAGGUAGAUGAGAAACUUUUAGCCCCUACACUUGAAGCAUUGGGCCCUAUAGCAAAUAUAAGUGUGGAAAGUCAGGUUCUGUAUCACACUCCAAAAUCUUCAUAUUCUUAUUGGGAUGCUGAACAGGAGAGCCAUGUCUUUAGCACCAAAGAUCUUCCAUUCUUUGUGAAUUCAAAUGAAUGGCACCUGGAUACUUCCAUUGCAGCUGGUGGGAGAUCAAAGAUUUUGCAAUUUGUGGUAUAUAUACCAUCUGCCAAUGAAUGCCCACUCAGGUUACAGCUUCCAAAUGGAGAGAUUUCAGUGACAAAUGGCUUUAUAUCUCCGACAUGGGGUGGUGUUGUAAUUUUGAAUCCUCCCAACUGCUUGGAAAAUACCAAUACCAAUAGCAUGCACCCUCUCAUACGUAAAGUUUCUCCCCAGGAAGUUAACCAAAUAUUUGAAGUUUUCAUGGGACAGCUUCGACAAUUAUUUGGUUUAAAAUCAAGUGGUUUCCACAAGGGUACAUCAGGAACAUCUCUUCUUUUAGCCAGUGAGAGAGGCUUUACAGAAUGGGAACUAGAUGUGUUGGCUCGUCAACAUGCAUGCUAUAAUCUUCGCCAAUGUGGCGCAACACUUGGGUCACUUUCAAGAUUGGUCCAGUCACUACCAAGAAUGAUCAUCAAGGAUGAGAUUGGAAAACAGGUGAAGUUUUCUCUCGAGGCUGCAAAGUUAGCUCAGAGUAAUGCAUCACAAGGCAUUUAUGAUGCCUCAGCUGUUUCCUCGAGGCAUGCAAGAUCAUUGGCUGAGGAUGCCUUCUUUCACCCAUCUGUAAUGUCUGUCAGUUACUACUCAUUUGAGCACAAUUUUGCUGUCUACUCGCCUUUCUUUCUGCCACUUUCACUACAUGUGAUUCUUGCGGUUGUGAGGGAGAUGAAAAGAUACAAACAAGAAACCCGAAAGUAUACAGCUUGGAAAGCUGCAAGAAAACCAGAAUUCUGAAGAUGUAGACCAAUUACCUCUUGUAUUCCAAAUGUUUUUUUAAUACAAAUUCGGACUUUAAUUAGAUUUCAUACGGAUUAAUGGUUGAUGGUGAAAAAA